Messenger RNA from Schistosoma intercalatum, 1149 nucleotides. The record is from the annotation of a GenBank genome assembly. NCBI's taxonomy places the organism in Eukaryota, Metazoa, Platyhelminthes, Trematoda, Strigeidida, Schistosomatidae.
GGUCUGAACAAUGAUGGCAGAUCAUACAUCACAGAUCAAAUCACCUGUAGACAAUAAGUAUAAUUCAGACAUGGAUAAUCCGGACAAUAUGUAUGGUUUCUUUGUGAUGAUUUCUUCCUUCUUAAAUCUUCACUAGAGAUAACAAUAAAGAUGGUACAAUACGAAGUCUUGAAGAAAAACUCAAAUUGUUAGAUGAAGAAAAGUUAGAUCUUGAAAAUCAAAUUUAUGCAGCUGAGAAAAAAUAUCAUGAACAAUUGGAUUCUUAUUUAGCGCGUUAUAUUAAUGCAGACUUCAGUUUAGCUCAAAUGGAAUAUAUAUUGCCUGCUAAAAGAGCGAAAUUUAGUAAAGUACAUGCAUCAACAACAUCUGGUUAUUCAUCAAAUUCUAUUGGUAUUGAUGCUAGUUCAUUAAUCACAUUGAAACAUUUCUUUGAACCUUCAAUGAAUCUUGUUUAUAAAAAAUUACAUGAAAUAACAAAAGAAGCACAAAAUAAAUAUCGACAAAGUAAUGAUGAUAUGUUAGCAUGGAGAUUUUCACCAGAAAGUACAAUAGGGAAAUCAUUAAUGUCACGUAUUCGACAAUUGUUAAACGCUAAUGAAGAACUAGGUCGAGUCAAUCAAACUGAUCGUGUAGCUAGAUUAGAAUCAGAAGCUGAAUUACAAACAACAUGUAUGAAAGAAUUUAUCAAAACCAAUGAAGACAUUGAAGGUGUACUAGAAGAAGCCUAUACAGAUUUAGAAGGUCUUCAAAGUAGUUUGUUAAUCUUGCAACAACAAAUAAAUCAAACUGAAUCAGUUGUUGAAACUUUACAGAAUGAACUAGAAUCACGUCAACCUGGUAUAGUCGCUGAACUGAUGACUGCAAUGCUAUCAAAGUUAGGUAGCGAAACAGAAACCGAAGUUGGUCAUGAUGAUGUUGAUAAUGAUAAUUGUAAAUCAACACCUGAUAUACAUAAUAAUCAAUCUGAACAGGAUGAUAUGCAAAGUAACACUGAUAAUGUCAAACUAAAUGAAACAUGUAAAGAGGAAAAGUAAACUCUAUAAACUUUAUUUUGUAUGUAAAUACGUAUAAUAACUACUGUUUCUUGUACAGACAGAUAUUCUUCAUGUAUUUCUUCAUCUUUCAUAUUACACAUAUUUGUUUUAUAAA